Messenger RNA from Hypanus sabinus (Atlantic stingray), 2207 nucleotides. It is a transcript of the gene sult5a1, whose product is annotated as sulfotransferase family 5A, member 1. Gene Ontology annotation, cellular component: cytoplasm. Lineage: Eukaryota; Metazoa; Chordata; Chondrichthyes; Myliobatiformes; Dasyatidae. The record is from RefSeq and is a predicted model, not a curated record. The coding region runs from base 15 to 878 and encodes 287 amino acids. The transcript has 6 exons. Gene Ontology annotation, molecular function: sulfotransferase activity. Gene Ontology annotation, biological process: sulfation.
AAGCACCAUCAGCCAUGGCUAACCUCAACGUGACAAUUCGGAGCUCAGGCAUCGACCUUCCAGGGCAUCUGCACACACCGAAGUCUUUGCAAUACGCUCAGGAGUUCCAGUUUCAGGACACUGACACAGUGAUCAUUACGUACCCCAAAUCAGGUACCACAUGGAUGCAAGAGAUCCUCACACUUAUUUACAGCGAUGGGGACAUAACGCCUGCGAAGACUAUCCCAAACUGGCUUCGGACUCCGUGGAUUGAACAAUACUACUGUGAGAAUGUCCUCAUGAACAAAUCGGACCAUCGAAUUCUCACCACUCACCUUCCCUAUCACUUCCUCGCCAAGUCUCUCAAACAGUCCAAUGCAAAGGUGAUUUAUGUUGCAAGAAAUCCAAAGGACAUAGUUGUUUCUUAUUAUUAUUUCCACAAAAUUGCAAACUUUCUACCCGAGCCUGGGACUUUCGGGGAAUUUCUGGAAAAAUUUUUAAUCGGAGAAGUGAAUUAUGGAUCAUGGUUUGAACAUAUCAAAGAAUGGCAUAGUCACAGGGAUGAAUUCAACUUCUUAUUUAUCACCUAUGAGGAGCUCAAAAAGGAUCUGAGAAAAUCUGUCAUAAAACUGUGCAACUUUUUGGAGCAUCCUCUUUUACCCAAUGCAGUAGAUGCAAUUGCACGGCACUGCACUUUCGAAAACAUGAAAGACAACAAAAUGAUCAACUACACACUUAUUCCCAUAGAAAUAUUAAACCACGAAAAAGGAAAAUUCAUGAGGAAAGGGAUAGUUGGAGACUGGAAGGAGCAUUUCACACAUGAACAGAAACAAGCUUUUGAGAAAAUAUUUCAGAAGGAAAUGAGCAAUUCCAACAUUAUGUUCAACUAUCCUUUAUAGCUCUUGCCUUUGAAAACCAAGUCAAUAUGUUUGGGAGUAGUCUACCUCGUCUCUUAUGCCUACGCCACUAUUCAAUAUAACAUGGCUGAUCCACCCAGUGCCAAAAUCUGCAUUCGAUCCUAAGGUUGUACGGCAUGAGGAGUUUACACGCUCUUCCUACGACCAUGGGGGUCUUCUCUAGGAGCUUCAGUUUGCUGCAAAUCCCGGAAGGAGAGGGGGUAGGUUAACUAGUCACUGUAAACAUCCCUUACUAUAUCAGUGGGUGGUAGAAUCAGUGGAGUUUAUGGGAAUGUGGAGAGAGACGUAGGAACAGAAUUAGGCCACUCUGCCUAUCGAGUUUGCUCUGCUAUUCCAUUAUGACUGAUUUAUUGUCCUUCUCAACCCCAUAAUCCUGCCUUCACCCCGUAACCUUUGAUGCCCUGUCUAAUCAAGACCAAAUCAACCUCUGCUUCAAAUAUACUCAAUGACUUGGCCUCCACAGCCAUUCAUGGCAAAGAAUUCCAAAGAUUCACCACCCACUGGCUAAAGAAAUACUUUCUUAUCUGUGUUCUAAUUGGAUGUCCCUCUAUUCGGAAGCUGUGCCUUCUGGUCCAAGACUCACCCACUAUAGAAAACAUCCUCUCCACACUCGCACUGUCUAGGCUUUUUGAUAUUCGAUAGGUUUCAAUGAGAUCACCCCUCAUUCUUUUAAACUCCAGCAAAUAAAUGCCCAAAUCCAUCAAACACUCCUCAUACAUUAACAGAGUACAAGCUAAUGUUCAAUUCUAUUAAUCACCAAUUAAAGCGCUGAGAAAGAUUGAAACAGCGAGCCGAAUGAGCAAGGGUUCAGUACCAACGGCCUGCCUUUUGAUCACUGAUGGGAUCUCUCUGCUUCCCAAGGAGAAGCCUGCAUGGCAGCUCGUUGUGGACCCGGGGGGGGGGGGGGGGGGGUGAUAGGCCUCUGUAGUCUUGGUCUACCACCCUUCCAAUAAUGUCGGAGGAUGUUACAGGGGUUCUGUGUUAAUGAAUUGGACUAUUGUGUUUAUGGCCUGUAGAUAGACUUUUACAUUCUUAUGGUUUUUAUAUUAUGUUUUUGCCCAUUCUUUCUCAUUGUUUUUUGUGUGUGGGGGGGGGGGUUCAGAGAUUGAUGUAUUGUUGCAUUUUGUUAGUUUUUGUUGUGGGAGGGGAUGGGGUGGUUUAAUGAUUGUGUUGCCAUUUGUUUUUGUGUGUGGGGUGGUUGGUGUUGAUGUUUCUCUUUGAAUGACUUCCAUGGUUUUUAUUCAUUUCAUGGCUUUCUGGCAAAGACUAAUCUCAGUGUUGUGUAUUGUAUACAUACUUUGAUAAUAAACU